GGUGCCUCAAUGAACCUCCAGUGGUUGCUGAGAUUACUCCUCCCCUCUUAUGUUGAACCUAAUGAGAAAGAUUGUGAUUCGUGCAGAGAUUCUAUCAGUACACCUUCUGUCAUAGUGUCAUGGCAUCAUGGCACAGUUGCAUACCAUCAACACAUAAGAGAGGAUCCUUUUGUGAUGAGGGCAGCUGUCGUGAAGCGAUACUCAGCCUCGAUACUCCAAGGAUCCGGAGUAACGUGUUCGCACAUACGGAAUACUCGUCGUAUAAUCACAGAGUGUGUGUUGGUUCAUCACUCU
Molecule: messenger RNA, 294 nt
Organism: Geodia barretti
Lineage: Eukaryota; Metazoa; Porifera; Demospongiae; Tetractinellida; Geodiidae
Source: the annotation of a GenBank genome assembly